AUGAUCGAAAAAUUUGGACUUCAAACCAACAGCCGGGUGUUGGAGACAUAUGAGAAGCGUCAUAUGUGGGCUGAAGCAUAUAUGCAUGGAUAUUUCUUUGCUGGGAUGAAGAGCACUCAACACUCGGAGAGUAUGAAUGCUUAUUUCAAUCCCUUCCUCCAACACAAAUUGAAGUUAUAUGAAUUUGUUAGGCACUAUGAUCGGGCUCUUGCAAGGAUAAGGUAUAACGAGGCUGGAGAUGAUGCUGAAACAAAUAACAGUUUUCCGGUAUUGAUUACUCCAUUGCGAGAUAGAGAGAGACAUGGAGCUAAGCUAUUCACCCGAAAUAUAUUUAGAAUGUUCUGUGAUGAAAUCUUAGAAGAGGGGAAGUUGAAUGUGAAGGACGUGUUCCCUUUGUCGGAUGGGCUACCUUGCUGCCACAUGACAUGUGUUAUGAAAGCUGAAAAUUUAACGCAAAUUCCCCCAACUUGUGUGCUGCAUAGAUGGACAAGGGCUGCAAGCAAGGAUAGCCAGCAAUGGCCUCAACCCUCAAUUGAUAGCACUACAACACAGACAGCCCGGUAUGGGAUAUUGAGUUCUUCCUACAAUGAAAUGUGUUUCUAUGCUUCGCAAUCAACGGAAGGUUUCAAAGAAGCUUGGGAUGCAUGUCUUCCGAUAACGAGCCAGAUGAAGGAGUUAUAUGAGAGGAAUCUGAAUGAUGGGGAUGGAGACAAAAGGAAACAUUCAAUCCCACGACAAUUUGGAAUUGAAGAUCCUGAUCUUGUGAAGACAAAAGGUAACCCGGGACGGGCCUUGUCCAACUGUCGAAGACCAAGAAAAUGUGAGAAAAGCAAAUGCAUUGGGCACACAAAGUGA
Messenger RNA from Camellia sinensis, 855 nucleotides. The record is from RefSeq and is a predicted model, not a curated record. NCBI's taxonomy places the organism in Eukaryota, Viridiplantae, Streptophyta, Magnoliopsida, Ericales, Theaceae.